Choloepus didactylus (southern two-toed sloth) is the source of this 348-nucleotide messenger RNA. RefSeq names its product NADH dehydrogenase [ubiquinone] iron-sulfur protein 5-like. The record is from RefSeq and is a predicted model, not a curated record. NCBI's taxonomy places the organism in Eukaryota, Metazoa, Chordata, Mammalia, Pilosa, Megalonychidae. Bases 1 to 348 code for a protein of 115 amino acids. Gene Ontology annotation, biological process: mitochondrial respiratory chain complex I assembly. The transcript has a single exon.
AUGCCUUUCUCUGAUGUGCAGAAAAAGCUGGGCCUUAACAUAGCUCGUUGGGUGACAAUCCAAAGUGCUGAGCAGCCUUACAAGCUUCCAAGUUGUUGCCAUGCUUUUGAAAAGGAAUGGAUAGAAUGUGCCCAUGGAAUCGGUGGUAUCUGGGCAGAGAAAGAGCACAAAAUAGAGUUCGAUGAUUUCAUAGAAUGUAUGCUUCAGCAGAAAAUGAUGAGACGCGUUAGCGCCACCAAGAGACAACAGAAGUUGAUAAAAGAAGGGAAGUACAUGCCUCCACCUCACCGCUUGGGAAAGGAAGAACCCAGGCCCCGAGCAGAGGAGCUGCUGAUGGCUGAAAGCUGA